Molecule: messenger RNA, 2934 nt
Organism: Saccharomyces paradoxus
Lineage: Eukaryota; Fungi; Ascomycota; Saccharomycetes; Saccharomycetales; Saccharomycetaceae
Gene: PUT3
Product: Put3p
Exons: 1
Coding region: 1-2934 (977 amino acids)
Biological process (GO): regulation of DNA-templated transcription; DNA-templated transcription
Molecular function (GO): DNA-binding transcription factor activity, RNA polymerase II-specific; zinc ion binding; DNA binding
Source: RefSeq, a predicted model, not a curated record
AUGGUGACGGACCAAGACAGUAGGCACCCGAUACUAUCCAAGCAGCCAGCCUACGUGAAUAAACAACGGCAAAAAAGACAGCAGAGAUCUUCUGUCGCAUGCCUUUCUUGCAGGAAACGUCACAUUAAAUGCCCUGGUGGUAAUCCUUGUCAAAAAUGUGUUACGAGCAAUGCCAUAUGCGAAUACUUGGAGCCGUCAAAAAAAAUUGUCGUGUCGACAAAGUAUCUGCAGCAAUUGCAAAAGGAUUUGAACGAUAAAACUGAAGAAAAUAACCGCUUAAGGGCUUUACUCCUAGAAAAAGCGGUUAAUUUAUGUGGCAAGGACAAGAGCGGUGCUGUGGAGAAGCACACGAACGACCCGCCGUCAAGUGACACAUUAGAAGUAUCCAGCGCUCCAGCAGCUCCUAUAUUUGACCUGAUAUCCAAUAGUAACACUGCGUCCGAUAAUGAAGAUGAUGAAAACAGCAACAGAAACGCAAAUAAUAGGAGUUACAAUCAUUGCCUGGAAAAAUAUUACAAAAAGGCCAUUAGUAUCUUCAAACAACCAGCUAACGCUAAUAGUGAUAAUGAUAACAAUGCUAAUGAUCAUGACGAUGAUGAAGAUGAUGAAGAAAUUUCAACAAAUUUUGCUCAAAGAAGUGGUAGGCUCAUAGAAUCCCACAACGGAUUUCAUUAUUUUGUAGGAUCUUCUUCAAUGACUUUAUUUGGGUUAGAAAUUCAAUCUUUGGUUACCAAGUAUAUUUCGAUCAAAAAUUUUCGACCUUUGCCAAUAAAUACCAAAAAUGAAAUUCUAAAUUCAAACUUGAACCCGACUAUAAGUUCUUUUAUAAAUUCUAACAAUUAUCUUUUCUCAUCCUAUAAUUUUUUGAACCCUAUAUCAACUAUUGUCAUCUUAAACUCAAUCAACGAUAAUUUGUCUCCGUUGAUGUUUAAAAUAAUACUGAAAAACGACACCGAUGGAAGUAGCGGCCAAGAAGAUGUAAUACAGUUUCAAUUACCUUCAUACAAUUACACUAAACUAUUAAUUGACUGCUUUAUAAAUUAUAAUGAUGGCUGUUUUUACUUUUUCAACGAAGGCCUGGUUAAAUGUGGCAUUAAUAAACUGUAUUUGGAAAAUAAAUGGCUGUACUACGAUAAUACCAAAAAAGCUUUGGACAAUGAAAAUGACCCAAUUUUACAAGCUGUUUGGUUUUGCAAAAUUUUGCUAAUUUUAGCAGUAGGUGAAAUGUAUCUGGGCUCCAUUAAUAAUGAAAUGUUGAAGAAUUAUUCUAAUCAGCCAAAAUUGCCUGGUUCAAAAUUUUUUCAAAUGGGUUCUAAAAUUUUCAAUUGUCUGUUUUCUAGUGAAAGGUUAGAAAACGUGACGAAGAAGGGCGGUAUUGAAGUCCUGUUGUUAUAUGCGUUUUUCUUACAAGUGGCUGAUUAUACUUUGGCCUCUUACUUUUAUUUCGGUCAGGCCCUUAGGACCUGUUUAAUUCUAGGCUUACAUGUUGAUUCUCAAAGCGAUACUCUAUCCAGGUAUGAAAUCGAACAUCAUAGGAGACUUUGGUGGACGGUUUAUAUGUUUGAAAGAAUGCUUAGCUCAAAAGCUGGGUUACCAUUAAGUUUCACUGAUUAUACAAUCUCUACAGCAUUGCCAGCAGAUAUUGAUGAUGAAACUGCUGAAGACAAGAAUAAUCAUUACGUUUUUAGAAAAGCUGAGCUAAUUUCUAAUUGUGUUACUAUUGUGAAAAUCAAUGCACAAAUUUUGAGUAAGUUAUAUCAAAGGCAACCUGAAACCAAUAUCAUAAUUACUUUAAAGGUUGUCAUUAAGCAGCUGUUGGAAUGGAGGAACAAUCUAUCCGAUUCCCUACAGGUGGACUUUACGCAAAAGGAUGAAGAUUUCAAAAUAUCAAGAUUGUCAACCAAUAUGUUUACGGAAUAUUUCCAAGGAAUCAACUUGGCCAUAAGACCUUUAUUAUUUCAUUUUGCAUCCAUCCAAUUGAAAAGGUUCAAAACAAGCAAUACUUUCGUCAAUUUACAAAACUAUUCUGCGACGAUAUCUUCCCUGUUAACAUGUUCCUUACAUGCCUCUGUCAAUACCAUUAGGUCUCUGUGGAGCUUAUUACAAAAUAAUAUGCUUGCUAUGUUUGGCUAUAUGGACAGAGAGUAUCUUUUUACUUCUUCCUGUACUUUAUUACUAUUCAACACUGCUUUCGGUAUUCAUGAACAAACACUAUAUCAUUUGGAUCAUUCUCUGGAAAUUUUCACGCAAAUGAGGAACUUAGGAAAUAUUCCAGCAGGGUUAAGAAGAGCACAGUUACUAACAUUAAUGGCAAAUUUGGAUUUUCAUGGCAUAAUGAAUGACUUGAUCACCAAAUAUAACGAUAUUUUGAAGUUCGAUUCCAUGAAUUGUGAAAACGAUAAUGUAAUGGAGGAUAGUAAUGAACUCAAAAGAGAAUAUGAGAAGCGUAAAAUUUACAAAGACGGCGAUCGCAUUGACCCUUCAAUUAUAGACUGCGAUAAAUCGAACACCAACGCAAAUAUAAUCAAGAAUGAAUCUAUAUCAAACAUUGUCAGCAUGCUUCCAGAAAGCACAAAGCCAACGCUGAUCGAUCAUAGUAAUGGUAAUAAUGAUGUUGAUGACAUCAACGUCAAUAACUCGGAACCCUCAACCUUUUUUGAUAUUAUAACCGCGAGCUUGGAAAACUCGUACCAAACUACGCUAACUGAAAAGGGUUCCCAGGUGAUGGAAAAGAACAUGGAUCAGUUAGAUUCCGUUCAUAACUUAAAUGAUGACGACUUACAACAAUUGUUAGAGGAUUUAGGCAAUAUUGAUCAUUCUGAUGAAAAACUUUGGAAAGAAAUCACUGAUCAAGCAAUGUGGCUGGGUAAUACUAUGGAUCCAACUGCAGCCGCUGGUAGUGAAAUUGACUUUACUGAUUAUUUAGGACCAUAA